This is a messenger RNA of Nematolebias whitei (Rio pearlfish), 570 nucleotides long. Its product is annotated as lysozyme g-like. Bases 1 to 570 code for a protein of 189 amino acids. The transcript is spliced from 6 exons. Gene Ontology annotation, molecular function: lysozyme activity. The record is from RefSeq and is a predicted model, not a curated record. Lineage: Eukaryota; Metazoa; Chordata; Actinopteri; Cyprinodontiformes; Rivulidae. Gene Ontology annotation, biological process: peptidoglycan catabolic process.
AUGGCCGCCACCUUCAGAGACCUGGACGAGCUGACGACGACCGGAGCCUCCGAGCUGACGGUGAACGCCAACAACCUCCGCGUGUCCGGCGUCGAAGCGUCCUGCCGCCUGGCGCGUGACGACCUGCACCAAAUGUCCACCUACAAGGAUGACAUCAUCGACGUGGGACGAGCGCUCCACCUCCACCCCGCCCUGAUCGCUGCCAUCAUCUCCAAACAGUCCCGGGCCGGAACCGCCCUGAAGGAAAGCGGCUUUGGACUGUACGCCGACUGCUUCGGGCUCAUGCAGAUCAGUAAGAGGUUCCACGUGGGGAAGGGAGAACCUUUCAGCAGGGACCACAUCGACGAGGGAACCACGUACCUGAUCCACCUCAUCAAGACCAUGAAGAACCGGGAGGAGACCUGGACCCGGGAGCAGCACCUCAAAGGAGCGCUGGUCGGGUACAUGAUCGGGAUCGAAGGCGUUCCUCGAGACCAUCCUGACAGCUUGGACAGCCUCACACCAACGAAGGACUUCGCCAACGAUGUCAUCGCCAGAGCCAAAGUUUUUGCCGGCGAAGGCUACGUUUGA